AUGAAUGGAUCGCUAGUUAGACACAAUUUCUCUCCCAAGUAUCUCGGAGUCACCCUCGACCGCUCCAUCACGUUCAAGCAGCACCUCUCCAAUACAGCACGCAAACUCCAGAGUCGCAACAACAUCGUGUUAAAACUAAGCGGCACCUCUUGGGCAGCAAGUGCCGAAGUGUUGCGAACAUCAGCGUUAUCUCUGGUGUUUUCAACAGCAGAAUACUGUGCAGCGGCGUGGCUAGGCAGUGCCCACACCUCUAAAGUAGAUGUCGAACUGAACAAAGCCAUGCGAGUCAUAUCCGGGACGCUCCAAUCCACUCUUUGCCACUGGCUCCCUGUGCUGUCACGGAUUGCCCCGCCAGAUCUCAGGAGGAAGGACGCCUUGCUACGGGAAGUGUGUAAGAUCCAAAACAACCCUAACCUACCAUGUUACGCGGAGUUUUUAAAGCCAACCAAGCAACGCCUCAAAUCUAGAAACCCUUCGUGUAGCAUCGCCAAAAACCUGGUCGAUACCAAUUUUAAUAUAAAACACGAGUGGACGAAAUCUUGGGGCAUGUUAAUGGCAGGGAAACUAGGAUAUGGAAUUACGCCUGGCUCCAGAAUAAUGGGUUCAGACCUCCCUAGACGAGACUGGUGCAAACUGAACAGACUCCGUACUGGCCACGGUCGAUGCGCCUAUUACAAACACCGCUGCGGGUGGGUGGACUCUCCGGCCUGCGGCUGCGGUGCGGAAGCCCAAACCAUCCAGCAUAUAAUCCAAGACUGCCCUAUAACGCGCUAUGUCGCCGGUCCUCCCGAAGACCUGAUCACCCUGAGCGACGAAGCCAUAAAGUGGCUGAAUGGUCUUAGUGUAGACAUCUGA
Messenger RNA from Cydia splendana, 855 nucleotides. RefSeq lists its product as uncharacterized. The coding region runs from base 1 to 855 and encodes 284 amino acids. NCBI's taxonomy places the organism in Eukaryota, Metazoa, Arthropoda, Insecta, Lepidoptera, Tortricidae. The transcript has a single exon. The record is from RefSeq and is a predicted model, not a curated record.